Molecule: messenger RNA, 1569 nt
Organism: Laetiporus sulphureus 93-53
Lineage: Eukaryota; Fungi; Basidiomycota; Agaricomycetes; Polyporales; Laetiporaceae
Product: carboxypeptidase S
Exons: 12
Coding region: 1-1569 (522 amino acids)
Cellular component (GO): fungal-type vacuole lumen
Molecular function (GO): metallocarboxypeptidase activity
Source: RefSeq, a predicted model, not a curated record
AUGUGCAAACAAACCCUUCCAUUGAAACCUCAGAAACAUGAAGAGUUGUACGAGAGUCUCGGGGAGACAUUCAAGACGGAAGACUUCCUCAACAGGACAGUUAACUUCUUGAGUGGCGCAGUGCGCAUACCAACUCAGGCGUACGACAAGAUGGGACCGAUCGGAGAGGAUUCUCGCUGGGAAGUAUUUGCUCCUUUCCACGACUAUCUGCACGAUGUUUUCCCGCGGAUCCAUUCACUCUUGGAUCUCACCAAACUGAACACCUAUGGAUUGGUGUAUUCGUGGAAGGGCUCCGAUGAGUCUCUCAAGCCUCUACUUUUGACGGCCCAUCAAGAUGUCGUGCCCGUCAAUCCGGAUACGUAUGAUCAGUGGGAGCAUUCGCCCUUCUCAGGAUAUUUCGAUGGUAAGCUCGUAUGGGGGCGUGGUAGCAGAGAUGACAAGAGUGGGUUGAUUACCGUGAUGACGGCUAUCGAACUAUUACUUGAACGCGGUUACCAACCUACGCGAGGCGUAGUUCUCGCCUUUGGUUUUGACGAGGAAGUCAGCGGAAUACAUGGUGCUGCUUCUCUUGGGAAGUAUCUGUUGUCCACGUACGGGGAAGAUGCAUUCGCUAUGCUCGUUGAUGAAGGCGGUGGGAUAUCCGAACAAUACGGCGGAGUAUUUGCCCUGCCUUCGGUCGCGGAGAAGGGUUAUGUCGACGUGCGUGUCGAGCUUUCCGCUCCUGGAGGUCAUUCAAGCGUCCCGCCAGAGCACACGACUAUCGGCAUGCUCGCGCAACUUCUCGUUCACUACGAGGACAACCCGAUCCCUGUAGCCCUGAAGCGCGACACGCCCAUGUACUGGCAUGCAGAAUGUCUUGCGGCACAUGCACCCGACUUGCCGGAGAUCAUCCGCAAGGCAAUGAGCAAAGCAGGCAAAUCUCAGCUGGCCUUGCGCGUUGCGCAGCGCGAGCUCUUCAAGGAUCCUACGUUCAAGGCACUAGUAGGCACGACACAGGCAAUUGAUAUGAUCAACGGUGGUGUGAAAUCCAACGCGUUGCCCGAGAAUGUCAUGGCUGUGGUGAACCACCGUAUUGCGACUGAUAGCUCUGUCAGCUCGGUGAAGAACCACAGCACGGAACUUCUCAAAGAGCUUGCGGAGCACUUUAAUCUGUCAUACACUGCAUUUGAAACCAGUAUCACCGGUGACAAGCCCGGAUAUGGCACGCUCACGCUCAGCGAUGCCUGGGGAACAGCCCUCGAGCCUGCUCCUAUCACUCCGGUUGGUCAAGAUGCGGUGCCGUUCCAGCUACUUUCCGGGACGAUCAAGUCGACGCACAAUGCCCAUCGUGAACUCACCGAGGAUGGGAUCACUGUGAUUCCCAGUCUCGUGUCCGGUAAUACGGAUACGCGAUAUUAUUGGCCGUUGACACAGCACAUUUUCCGUUACUCCCACUACAAUGCUGGCAGCGGAACAGGACUGAAUGGUGUGCAUACAGUGAACGAAGCUGCUAUCGCCGUGAAUCUAGUAGAGAUGGUUAGAUUCUUCACGACUUUGAUCUUGAAUGCAGAUGAGGCAGAUGCUCUCUGA